Molecule: messenger RNA, 966 nt
Organism: Macrobrachium nipponense
Lineage: Eukaryota; Metazoa; Arthropoda; Malacostraca; Decapoda; Palaemonidae
Exons: 1
Coding region: 1-966 (321 amino acids)
Source: RefSeq, a predicted model, not a curated record
AUGGAUACCACAACUGAAAACACCACUGCAACUAUCAAUCCUACCACCACAGCUACCACAACGGAUACCACCACUGCAAAAACCACUGCAACUACCACAACAGCUACCACAAUGGAUACCACAACUGAAAACACCACUGCAACUAACACUCCUACCACCACAGCCACCACAACGGAUACCACAACUGAAAACACCACUACAACUACCACUCCUACCACCACAGCUACCACAACUGAUACCACACCUGAAAACACCACUGCAAUUACCACUCCUACCACCACAGGUACCACAACGGAUACCACAACUGCAAACACCAAUGCAACUACCACUCCUACCACCACAGCUACCACUACGGAUACCACAAAUGAAAACACCACUGAAACUACCACUCCUACCUCCACAGCUACCAAAAUGGAUACCACAACUGCAAACACCACAGCAUCUACCACCACGGCUAUCACAACGGAUACCACAACUGCAAACACCACUGCAACUACGACUCCUAAUACCACAGCUACCACAACGGAAACCACAACUGAAAACAUGACUGAAACUACCACUCCUACCACCACAGCAACCACAACGGAUACCAAAUCUGCAAACACCACUGUAACUACCACCACAUCUACCCCAACAGAAACCACAACUGCAAACACCACUGCAACUACCACUCCUACCACCACAGCUACCACAACGGAUACCACAACUGAAAACACCACUGCAACUACCACUCCUACCACAACAGCUACCACAACGGAUACCACAAAUACAAACACCACUGCAACUACCACUCCUACCACAACAGCUACCACAACGGAUACCACAACUGAAAACACCACUGCAACUACCACCAAUCUACCAACACAGAUACCACAACUGCAAACACCACUGCAAUUACCACUCCUACCACCACAGCUACCACAACGGAUACCACAACUGAAAAAACCACUAAAACUACCUCUAUAA